Musa acuminata AAA Group (dessert banana) is the source of this 3162-nucleotide messenger RNA. RefSeq lists its product as uncharacterized. Lineage: Eukaryota; Viridiplantae; Streptophyta; Magnoliopsida; Zingiberales; Musaceae. The record is from RefSeq and is a predicted model, not a curated record. The transcript has 4 exons. Bases 817 to 2721 code for a protein of 634 amino acids.
GGGAUUCCGAGUGUUUAUGCUCCGGUCUGUUCGUUCUUGAUCUUCCUCACUUGGUUCGGAGUGCUGGAAUGUGAAUUUCGUGCUGAAUCGUGUGUUUUUGGGGUCGAAAAUUUCGAUCUUGUAUUCUCUCUUCGGUCAAUUAGAAUCGACCUUUCUGGUAUCCUCUCUCAUAAAAAAAAGAAAGGAACUCCUUUUGGCACUCUUUCCAUUUCAUCUCGUGUCGUCAUGCAAGAAGAAAAAAAACUCGUUUUGUGAAGUUAUCAAUAGGUUGUGGUAGAUGAACUUGUCUCUUUGUUAAUAUAAAACUUUGUCCGUUUCUUCUUUUAUUCGGGCCAGAAGCCAUUGUCUUUGGUUUAAGAAUGGAGUUUUGAGCAGUUUUUCAUGGCCCCAAGAGAAGGGGUUGUGGCUUGCCAUUUAGGUCUCAUCGGACCAGUGAGAUUUGCGAACAAAACCCUUUAUCAUCAGCAGCUCUGUAUCCUAGCAUGCUGUUGUUGGGAACUGGCCUACCCUCGCGAAGUCCCAAAAGUAACUGAGUAAGUCCUGGAAGUUUUUUAUUGCCCCAGAGGAAAGUGGCUGCUGUGAUCUUGCUUGACUGUGCCAUUUUCUGCUACUAAAUUUGUUUCUUAGUCUAAAAGUCACUACAAAGGACGUAAACUACUCUGCAGAAAUGGACCGCAGAGAUACUUCAGGUUUUGUUAGCGGAGGUUGCAAGGACUUCUUUGAAGAUUUGUAACCUUAGUUUUAAUCUUGGUUACUCAAUUGGUCUUGGAGGUCAGGCAACUGGUUCCUUUCUAUCAAGAUUUGACGAUAGGAAUUAUGGAUAGCAGGAUUGGGUCAUUGGGCUUGGUUCUGAGUGCUUCAUGUUUUGAUACAUUUGAUGAUUGGAGCAGUAAAGUGGGGGAUCGUGAUCACACUGACACCACUUUACGGCUUGAUUCCUCAAGCUCCCACAGUCUUUGCACUACCAAUUCCAAAGGAAUAAAGAGGAAAAGAGAAGAUAUCGAUGUAACUCGAGGUCUGGGCAAGUCUUUACCUGCCCUUGGACUAGGUGAUCCAUUGAGUUUCUCAUAUAGUAACAACAAGAGCUCCACAAUUGCUUGCACAGUUUUUUCAGAAAAACAAACAGUCGAGGAGUUAUUCAUGGAUUAUGGCUUAAAUGUUGAUCUUAAACUUGGUAAUGGGAAUACAACAAGCCCCGUAAAACCUGCUGCUGCUACUUUAGGAGCAUUGGAGACUGAAAAUAAGUUUGACCUUGAGUUGAGUUUGUCAGUGGGGCCAUCUGAAUCUGCUAUGACGAGCAUAGACCCAGUCUCAUCUCAUCAUCAGAAUAUAUUGGAUAAACCAAUAACAGUUUGUUUGGCAGCAACAGUUGACGAAGGAUCAACAUCAUCAAGUUGGAAAUGUGGAAAUAAUUUAUUGCCAUAUUUAGUUACUACGGAGAUUGGUAGCCGGUGUCUUUCCAGCCAAAUGAUUCAUGACAACCAUUGUCCAGUUAGGCUACCAGAUCUCUCAUCAACCAAGAUACAAAUGCAGAAAAGCCCUGUUGCCUCCUCUUCUAAGGUCGCUCAAUUAUGCACCACCAACAAAAAACUCUGCCAGUUUCCUGGAUGUGGUAAAGGAGCCCGUGGUGCUUCUGGAUUAUGCAUUGCUCAUGGAGGAGGUCGGAGGUGCCAAAAAUCAGGUUGUCAAAAGGGAGCUGAGGGCAGGACCAUCUUCUGCAAAUCCCAUGGAGGUGGCCGACGCUGCGAACAUCUUGGUUGCACCAAAAGUGCUGAAGGCCGCACCAGCUGUUGCAUUGCUCAUGGUGGUGGUCGUCGUUGCAGCCACGAGGGCUGCACUCGAGCUGCAAGGGGGAGAUCUGGUCUUUGUAUAAGGCAUGGUGGUGGCAAGAGGUGCCAGAAAGAGAAUUGUAAAAAAAGCGCAGAAGGUCAAUCUGGCCUCUGCAUCUCUCAUGGGGGUGGUCGCCGGUGCAAAUUUCCUCAAUGUACAAAGGGUGCACAGGGCAGCACAAAUUUGUGCAAGGCUCAUGGUGGGGGCAAAAGGUGCACACACUUGGGUUGUACAAAGGGGGCUGAAGGGAGCACACUCUUCUGCAAGGGGCAUGGUGGAGGAAAGCGCUGUGCAUUCUUGGGUGGUUGCUCAAAGAGUGUGCAUGGCGGUACACUGUUCUGUGUUGCUCAUGGUGGGGGAAAGAGAUGUGCUAUACACGAGUGCACUAGAAGCGCGAGAGGCCGGACAGAUUUCUGCGUUCGACAUGGAGGGGGGAAGAGAUGCAAGUCGGAGGGUUGUGGAAAGGCUGCUCAGGGGAGCACUGAUUUCUGCAAGGCACAUGGCAGAAGGAAGCGUUGCACAUGGGGCCGGCCUGGGUCAAAUUUAGGUGCUGGUGAUAGCCCAUGUGACCGCUUGGUUGGGACAAAGAUUGGCCUCUGCAUCGAACACACUGCCCUUGUGGAAGACCAUUGUGUUCAUGGUGGGAAUACAAUGGAAGCAGUCACUUCCCAGAACCCAAUCUCAAGCAAGCCAGGGAAAAUAAAUGGUGAUUGUGAUGGGAAUUUGUCCCUGAAUGUGCAGAAUGAUCGGAACAUCGAUCUGUUUCCUCUUUCCGAAGGUAGGGUGCAUGGUGGAAAUAUUAUGGCAAUGAUAUCUGACUCUGGAAGCGAUUCUGAGGUUACUAAACUAGAGCAUGGGAUGUCUUGUACUGUGGCUCACAACUGGCUGUGAGGUUAAACCAGCUUGAUACCUCUUCCUUCGCUUUAUGGGUAUGGAAGAGAACUCUGAUCUCUGUAGUUAUGGUGUGGAUUCUUUGUGUAGCUUUUGCUCUGUUGGCGACAACUGUUUGUGGAACUGAAGAUAAUUUUCUUAUUGCACAGUUGCAUUGGGUUAAAUUUGACGUAAUUUAGCUGAUAUUCCCUUCUCACUAAUAGAUGAGUGUGAAAAGAUGUUGGGAAAAACACUUGGAUGAGUUGGACUUAUUAGAGUUAUGAUGCUUACAGUCCCUUUGCUAGCAACUGAGGUGAAAGAAUGUUGGAAGAACAUUAGGAAAAAUAGGCUUUAUGUAAAUUUGCUUGUCUUUUAUUUCAGAACAAUAAUUUAAAUAAUUAGUCACUUUGUACAUGUCAUUAAUGUGAAUAUUUCAUUCCUCUUAUGGAACAGUUUUGUUAA